ACAAGUGAGUGAAAAACCCAGGAGCCGUAAUGGUUUGAAAGCAGUGCCAUCCGCAUACCACACAGGGCUUGACCUGCAGCACAGUGCAGAAAUUCUCAGAGUGUAGGCUACAUGUUUUAUUUUUGGGGUAAAGAAGAUGUUGCCUGGAUGACUGAAAAGAAAUCAUCCUCCUGAAAUAGACCAGAGGACGCGAUUCUUCAAGUGCAUAUUUAUGGAAUAAAAACAGCCAUCAUGUCGGGGAAGUCGGAUGGAAAGAAGAAGUGGGCGGCAGUCAGGGGCCGCCUGGGCUCCUCGCAGGACUCGGAUACCCAGCAGGAGGCCAACCUGGAGAGCGCCGAUCCAGAGCUCUGCAUCAGGCUGCUGCAGGUCCCCACUGUGGUCAACUACUCGGGGCUGAAGCGCCGCCUGGAGGGCAGCGAUCAGACGUGGAUGGUGCAGUUUCUGGAGCUGAGUGGGUUGGAUCUCCUCCUGGAAGCUCUGGACCGGCUCUCGGGGCGGGGAUGCUCUCGUAUUGCAGACGCUCUCUUGCAGCUCACCUGCGUCAACUGCGUGCGGGCAGUCAUGAACUCAUCUGCAGGGAUCCACUUCAUCAUAGACAAUGAAGGAUACAUUCGGAAGCUCUCACAAGCUUUGGACACUUCCAAUAUCAUGGUGAAGAAGCAAGUGUUUGAGCUGCUCGCCGCCCUCAGCAUGUUCUCUGCAGAAGGCCAUCGCCUGGCGCUGGACGCCCUGGACCACUACAAGGGCGUGAAGACUCGGCAGUAUCGUUUCAGUGUGAUCAUGAAUGAGCUGCAGGCCACAGACAACGUCCCUUACAUGGUCACGCUCCUCAGUGUCAUAAACGCCAUCAUCUUUGGGACGGAUGACCUCCGGCAGAGAGAUAGGAUGAGGAAGGAGUUUAUCGGACUCCAGCUUCUUGAUAUUCUGCCAAAGUUAAGAGAGCAGGAGGAUGAAGAUUUGAUCAUUCAAUGUGAAGCGUUUGAAGAGGCAAUGGCUGAGGAUGAAGAAGAGCUGCUGCGUGUGUACGGGGGCAUCGACAUGAGCAAUCACCUGGAGGUUUUCACUACACUCUUUAACAAGGUGAGCAGCUCUCCAGCCUCUCUGCAGCUGCUGUCCAUCCUGCAGACGUUGUUAGUGCUGGGGCCGGGUCACUCGGAUAUCUGGCUGGCUCUGGAGGCCAUCACUAACAGAGCCACACUGCUGGCCCAGGACUCUCAGAUGGAGUCCUGUGAGAAGAUCAUGCAGCGGCUGAUGUUCUCUAAAGGGAACAGCUGUGCGGGUCACCAUGAGGUGGACGGGCAGCGCGUGAAGGUGGAUAAAGCUGUUCAGACCGAUACAGAUCAGCAGGACAACACGAUCAUCACAUCCUCUCAGAAGCCGCUGUGCGCCUUGCCGCCGCCGCCUCCUCCCCCUCCACUCCCACCCUCUAGUUUAACUGGGUCCGCACCUCCUCCUCCUCCACCUCCACCACCCCCACCUCCUCCUCCACCGCUGCCUGGAGGGUUUGGUGGACCUCCACCACCUCCUCCUUUACCUGGAAUGGCACCACCACCGCCCCCACCACCGCCGCCGCCGCUGCCCUUUGGUCUUGGCAUGGCUCCCCCACCACCUCCGCCACCUCUGCCAGGAAUGGGGGGCGGACCGCCACCGCCACCUCCCUUGCCUGGGAUGCCACCACCACCCCCUCCUCCCCCAGGCAUGAUAGUGGCUCAGAGCAGUCAGAUGCUGGGAUGUGCUGCGCCCGUAAAGACAAACCGAUGCCCAACCCUGAGGAUGAAAAAGCUCAACUGGCAGAAACUCCGAGCAGUAACAGAUGGUCCCUCCAUGUGGGCCUCGGUUCAGAAAGAGCCUCCUCCUCAUGAGCCGGACUACAGCAGUAUCGAGCAGCUGUUCUGUCUCCCAGUGACUGAGCACAAAGACAAGGGGGCAGCUGCUCCUGUCAAGAAGGAGCCUAAAGAGAUUACAUUUAUUGACCCAAAGAAAAACUUGAAUCUAAACAUUUUCCUAAAGCAGUUUAAAUGCAAAAACGAGGACUUUGUAUCCAUGAUUCAGAAAGGGGACCGUUCUAGGUUUGAUGUAGAGGUGCUAAAACAGCUAAUGAAGCUCCUACCAGAGAAGCAUGAGAUAGAAAACUUGAAAUCAUUCCAAGGAGAAAAAGAGAAGCUGGCAAAUGUUGAUCGCUUUUACACCUGCCUUCUCACGGUGCCAUGUUAUCAAUUGAGGAUUGACUGCAUGUUGCUGUGCGAGGAGACCUCAUCAGUGUUGGAGAUGCUAAAACCUCGAGUCAAGCUGGUGGAGGAGGCUUGCCAGUCCCUCAGAGAGAGCACGCUCAUUCCUAGUCUCUGCAGACACAUCCUCGACGUUGGAAAUUUUCUCAACUACGGAAGUCACACAGGGAACGCAGAGGGGUUCAAGAUCAGCUCUCUGCUCAAGCUUACAGAGACCAAGGCCAACAAGAGCCGCAUUACGCUGCUUCAUCACAUCCUGGAGGAAGCAGAAGUGAACCACCCGGAGCUGCUUGAUCUGCCAGAUGAUCUAGAAAUCUGUGAAAAAGCAGCAGGAGUCAAUCUGGACUCUAUUCAGUCAGAAGCCAGUGCCUUACUAAAGCGACUGAACGAUACGGCUAAGAAGGUCACCAACUCUGUCGAAGAUGUGAAGGAGCAGUAUGCCAAAGUCCUUGAGGAAAGCACAGAGAUAUUUCAAGCCCUAACUGAAAGGUUCACUGCUUUAGAGAAGAAGAAGAGUGAGCUGGCUAACUACUUGUGUGAAGACGCCAAUCAGCUGUCGCUUGAAGAACUCUUUGGAACCAUCAGGACUUUCCGAGGACUUUUCAUCAAAUCGAUGAAGGAAAACAAAACAAGAAGAGAGCUGGCGGCCAAGGCAGAGAAGAGAAAGAAGCAGCUGGCAGAGGAAGAGUCCAAGAGACAGAAGGGAGAGAACGGAAAAAUAAUCAAGAAAGGCUUUGUACCUCAGGACGACGGCUGCAUCGUCGACCACCUCCUGGCGGAUAUCAGGAAAGGUUUCAGCCUAAGAAAGACCAGGCCAAGGUGCGAUUCGGAAAGCCUACCUUCUAGUGAAAUGCGUAGGGAUACCUGCCCGUCUGGGUCAAGUGUGAAGCCUGUAGAAGAAGAAGCCGUAGAAAUAGCCUCCAUUUCCGCUGCCACCAAACCUCAGACAGAGGGUCACCAUACCAGCGCAGGCGAAGUCAACGGCUUCAUCAGCCCUUCAGAAGAGACUCCACCAGCGCCACAGAGUACGGUGGAAGACAGAGUAGCUGCAGUUCCCAGCACACCCCAAGUAGUAAAACCAGCAAUGGCAACACAGGCGCACCUGAAAGGGCCGAUGUUGCCGCAGGAGGAGCAACACUCACAGGAAUCUGCAGUUUCACCGCUAGAUAUAACACAACCUGAGUCUCGUGUUGAAGCAGACCAUCAAACAUGUCCCCCUCCAACAAAUGGUUUUUCAUUGGAUUCAACUGAGACCAGUGCCAUCAGCCCUUCUUCCCUCUCAGAUUCAGACCUGACAGAGGCUGUUUUAGACAGCAUAUCCAGCCCGGAGAAGUUGACGCCUGAGGAGACAGUGGACAUAAGUGUUAAUUUUCAAAUCAAAAAAAGUCCUUUACCUAAAACAGACAGUGUGACGGAGGGUAGCGAAAGCACUAAAAGAGGGAAAAGUCAAACCAGUGAUAAAAUAAGCCAUUUAAAAGAGACUGCAGGACAAGUAAGGCAGGAACACAUUAUCAUAGAAACCCACAACCAAGAUGACAUCAUCACCUACGAGCAUACAGGCCCUAAGAGCAAUGUGACCACGCUCAGUGAGAGCAUCGAGGGGUGGGACGUCCCUGAUGGACUGGAGUCAGAUAUCCAAGAUCUGCCAUCGGUCUCUGAAUCAGUGUCUGCACCCCUUAGACCCGAACCAAAGAAACAGGGAAGCUUCUUUAGACGAAACAAAAAGAGUAAUCCAGGUAAUCCAUCCAUAUACAUCAAUAAAGAUCACGUUUGGAGUGCUAAUGAUUUGAUGUGUCUUAGUGGAAAAUCCUUAUUUAUUUUGUUUUUAUUCCAUUUAACGUUUUAUAUAUUUUUAAGUGCAUGAUUAUAUACAUGAUUAUAAGCAUGAUUUUAGCAUGUUGUGCAUUUUAUUAAAAAGUUUGGAUGCAGUGUGAAGCCCUUGAAUAGCAGAUUGAAUAUUACAUGGAUGUAAUUAUGGCCAGUCUGUUUGAAUAUUCUGUUUUUCAUUCUGAAACACAAGGUAACAGUGGGAAAGGACAGACUAGACAUAAAAAAGGCUGUGUGUUGCAGUGAGGUAGGUCACAAACGGUGGGAUGGCAAAGUGUAAGCAGGAACAUCACCCUGAUGAGUUCAAUCACCGUCAAAGCUUUGUCCGAAAUAACGCAUCAUUUGUUGGUCUAACUGGAUUAACUGGAUUUCAUUUGUCUAUGUUGUCCAGCUUUAACUCUUGCUUUCUCUUCAAUGCUUGGGCAAGUCAGUUGUGGUCAGGCCAAAAUCUAACAGCAUUCAGCAAACUGUGUGUUGAGGUGAUUCUAAUGUCCGUCAGACCGGGGGGGGGGGGGGGAACUAACACUGAAGGUACUUUAAUGUUAAGAAGUGAAUCCUCUUGAACCAGCACUUGAGCUAUACAACAUCCACCUUUUUUCUGAUCUCAAGCAGCCUUGCAGUUUGUGAAGUCAUUGUGUAGUCAUCGUGGAGUUAUUUCAUAAGAGUUGUCACUUUUGUCUCUCUACUCCCCAUAUAUUCUUGUCCAUUCCGCAAAUCUGCAGCUGGACUGAUUAACCUACUAACACAGUCCAACAAGUGUGUGCUUCCUGUGAACUUUUGAAACUGUUUAGAUGACUUUGAUUAAAGAUACUGUACGCUAUGUGAAUGAAUCACAAAUGCACCUAACACAACAACAAAAAACAACUUUUAACAUUUUAAGCCUCAUGUUGUCAUGUUUGAAAUCUGGACAUACAUUUCUCUGCCAAGUGCCUUUUUUAAGUGCACAAUUUUAUCUGUAAAUGUAUAUUAGUUAUACAGAAGAAUUAAAGUGUUUUAUUUUCAAAUAGUUUGAAUCCAUCUAUUCAUUUCAGUCUUUGUUUCCCCAGGUGACUCCCGAAAGAGGAAAUCGAGAGGAAAAAGGAAAUGUUAAUGUCGCUGAACUGGAUGGACUGAAGUAUAUUUUAUCUAACAAGAACACAUGAGAUUUGACUCUUCGGGGGUGAAUGCAGAAGUCUUCCUUUUGCAAUGAUUUUUGUUUUUCAAGACCUAGAAGAUGAAACACAUCGAUGGCCUGGAUCUUCAAAGCGAGGAUGUUAAAAUGUCACUUUAUGUAAAUGAGUUUCAGCUUUUGUGAAUAUGAUUGCUUUUGAUUGAGAAAGAAAAAGCGAAAUAUGCUUUCUAUGUUUUGUACAAUUGUUGUUAUAUGCAUUGAAUGUGUUUUGCAAUAAGCUCUAUUAACUGUGCAGCACCUGCAGAAAGAAAGACAGAUGUAGUGUUUGGUGCAAGAUGUUUAAUUUAUCAUCCAAAAAAAGUAAUGUCUUUAUUUAAAUUUAAAGUUUAUAUAUAUUGUCCAGAUGAUCUCUAACAGCAAAUAUGAGAAAAGUAUUUAAUGGAUUGUAACUUUUAAUGUUUCUAUAUUUUAAUAAAAGUGAAUUGACUGUU
Molecule: messenger RNA, 5657 nt
Organism: Labrus mixtus (cuckoo wrasse)
Lineage: Eukaryota; Metazoa; Chordata; Actinopteri; Labriformes; Labridae
Gene: inf2
Product: inverted formin 2
Exons: 21
Coding region: 232-4092 (1286 amino acids)
Biological process (GO): actin cytoskeleton organization
Molecular function (GO): small GTPase binding; actin binding
Source: RefSeq, a predicted model, not a curated record